Messenger RNA from Penicillium brevicompactum, 831 nucleotides. It is a transcript of the gene pre8, whose product is annotated as proteasome core particle subunit alpha 2. Bases 1 to 831 code for a protein of 276 amino acids. Lineage: Eukaryota; Fungi; Ascomycota; Eurotiomycetes; Eurotiales; Aspergillaceae. The transcript has 5 exons. Gene Ontology annotation, biological process: ubiquitin-dependent protein catabolic process. Gene Ontology annotation, cellular component: proteasome core complex, alpha-subunit complex; proteasome core complex. The record is from RefSeq and is a predicted model, not a curated record.
AUGGCUGACAGAUACUCUUUCUCCCUGACUACAUUCUCCCCUAGCGGAAAGCUGGUGCAGAUUGAAUAUGCCUUGAACGCAGUCAACCAGGGUGUCACAGCACUCGGUAUCAAAGCUACCAACGGCAUUGUGCUCGCGACCGAGAAGAAGUCCUCCUCGCCCCUCAUCGAUCCCCCAUCUCUGUCCAAGAUUUCCUUGAUUACACCUGAUAUUGGCAUGGUCUACGCCGGCAUGGGCCCCGACUACCGGGUACUGGUGGACAAGGCCCGCAAGGUCUCGCACACAAACUACAAGCGCGUCUACAACGAAUACCCGCCCACCCGGAUUUUGGUGCAGGACGUCGCCCGGGUUGUCCAAGAAGCUACGCAAUCCGGAGGUGUGCGGCCGUACGGUGUCAGUCUGUUGGUUGCGGGCUGGGACGAGGGCGUUGAGCCCGAGUCGGAGGAGGCCAAGAAGGACGACCCUGAGGAAAAGACAUCCAGCAAGACCGGUGGUAUCAAGAAGGGCGGUCCCAGUCUUUACCAGGUCGACCCCAGUGGCAGCUACUAUCCGUGGAAGGCCACAGCGAUCGGCAAACACGCAACGAGCGCCAAGACGUUCCUAGAGAAGCGAUACACUGAGGGACUUGAGCUGGAAGACGCUAUUCACAUUGCGUUGUUGACGCUCAAGGAGACUAUUGAAGGCGAGAUGAAUGGUGACACGAUAGAAAUUGGCAUUGUCGGCCCGCCAGCAGACCACCUGCUGGGCAUUGAGGGUGUGGAGGGUUCUCAGGGACCUCGAUUCCGCAAGUUGACCAAGGAGCAGAUCGAGGACUACCUGACCAAUCUGUGA